Messenger RNA from Aspergillus piperis CBS 112811, 2118 nucleotides. RefSeq lists its product as uncharacterized. NCBI's taxonomy places the organism in Eukaryota, Fungi, Ascomycota, Eurotiomycetes, Eurotiales, Aspergillaceae. The transcript has 2 exons. The record is from RefSeq and is a predicted model, not a curated record. Bases 168 to 1832 code for a protein of 554 amino acids.
CUUCACAUUUGCCCUGACUUCCCCAUCUGAUUUCAGUGUCGAGCGAUAACUCUAUAGAGCCCUAAAUCUUACGAAAAUAUCCACUUAUAUUUCUUGACAAUUUCCACACAACUUUCACUGGACUUAUCUUAGCCUCAACUGCUCGCUCGAUUUCUCGACCAUUCACUAUGAUGAGAGAUGCAGUAAGCUUGCAUGAAUGGCGUCUUAUCUUUGAACAGUGCACCACUCAGGAUCUGUCCCACCUCUGCUUGGUCGACAAGAUCUUCAACUCGAUCGCGACACCCCUUUUGUAUCGAUCUAUCUCCCUGGUGGCUUAUGAGAAUCUCUCUGGCUCCCGUAGGUUGUCCAACUCUACAAAAGUGAAAACGGAACCAGAAUUGCCUACAGGCCCUUGGCUUCUAUUAUCUCGACUGGAAGCCGACGAGAAUGACACCUUACGAGCUUGGGUACAGGAAAUCAAUAUUUCGAGUCCUUCUGCUUGGGCAGACGAGGAUUUCCUAGAACGACUCCAGAGCAAUGAUUGCUUGGCCACACUGAUUGCCCGUCUGCCAAACCUUCGACGGAUUACCAUCGGCUUUCCCAGUAUUCAAUCGACAACAUUGAUUCGCACCAUUUAUGAGCAUAAAAGGAAGCCAGAACUUCUCCUACUCAACCAGUAUAGCGAGGAGGUUAACUCUAGCUUGGCGGAGCAGACUCUACCCCGUGUCACGACCCUCUCUGCAUCAGUGAGCCCAGCAAUUGACGGAAACAGGCCAGAUAGACAGAUACCCACGUUACAAAGAUUGUUUUUCAAAUGCCCACAUCUCCGGUCGUUCUCGCUUACUGUCAUGAGACCGUAUGGUGGUUGUGUUAUAAGGAUCCCAAGGCAUCGUGUUAUAUGGCGCUUUCAGCUUACAGGCGAAGAAACAUUCCCUCCACUCGAGCAUCUUUGCCUUGACGGAUAUCGGAUGGACGAUCAGCAUUGGAGCUUUUGGCGUGAUGGGCUUCAGUGGGACAAGCUGGUGUCACUAGCCGUAGGACCGCAGAGUUGCGCUGGCUUGUUUCGAUGUCUAGUUGGCUUUACCAGAUCACUAAAGAUCCUUAAAGUGUCUGUCUGGGCAGGCGAAGGCGAUGAUGAGCGAGAGGAACUCAUCGAAUGCCUUUCAUCAUUUGAUUCUCUGGAAACCCUGGUUUUAAAAGGGUACAUGUGCCCGGUUGAGGUGAUUUCCCGUCACAGUAACCUAUCUACUCUCUGUCUGCAUGAAGAGGAAUCUGCCCGCAAGGAGCGUCCGCGACAAGUCCUAACAGCGGAGGAGCUCAGUCAGCUCGAUGUCAACUGUCCCAAAUUGAAGUCACUCCAAGUGGGAGUCAAGAGAGAGAACGAUCAAUGGCCCGACGACGUCUUCGACAGACUAGCAACCGGUUUCCACAACCUCAGGAGCCUAUCUAUGCACUUUGAACUAGGCCUCUCCGACAUACAUAACCCCAUCACGCCUCUUAUAAAUUAUGCCUCUGUGAGGAGCAUUGGCCAGAAUUACUUUGGCCUUAGAAAGCAGGCGGGCAUCGAAGUAUUCGAAUCGUUCACCUUGACCGUCUGGACAGGUAAAUACUUCCGUCGCUUCCCACAAAGGCCACUACUGUACGCCGGUUUCGAGAAGAAAUUCUCAGCCACUUACGAGAUAUCCUUGCCGAGUGAUUCCUCCGGUGAGGUCCAAGUCCGCCAUUUGGAGAAAGAGCGAUUGGACCUGGUCAACUCCAAGAAGAUCAAAGUCCAUUCGUACGAGAGGAUUGGGCUUGCUCAACAGGUUGCUGCAGCCGUGGAAGGCCCAAAGGUCGAGGAUUGCUCGGAGUGAGGAAGGAGGAAGCCUAUCUUCUUUCUAUUAUGCUGGUCGUAGGGCUGGGGGUUCUGCCUAGCAUAUGUUGUUGAUGAUGUAUACGUGUUCUUUUGGGCUGGUAUGAAAUGUCGCAGUGCAUUUGUCGUUAUGGUACAUCAUAUAUCUAUUUCACUCGGAGUUGUUUGUUCAUGCUAAUAAGCUACCGUGACAGACAAUAUCCACAUGCAUUAUGUGAAGGAAAGACAACUACGCUUGAACUUAUCCCCAAUCACAGUAACUAGCAACGCAUAAGAACCAUCUCGCA